GUCUCAGUCACAAUCAGAGUCAGUCAGGUGUAGGCAGUGCUUCGUAGUGGUUCCGCAGGUUGUGCUUUUCCAGGUCCACUGUGGUAUCCUGGGUCACUCUGGUUUUCAUAGUGGCUGCAAAAUUUCUAAUGGCAAAAAAAGAGUGAAGGAGAAACCUGAUGAUAGAAGAUUCGUGCUGAUGCUGUGUAAAAUAUGGGGAGCGAAUUUUUAAGUGAAUCAGUUUACGAAGAAAAGUAAUCCCGAAAGAAUAAUGAUGAAUAAAAUCUAAGAAAGUGAGAAAAAUUGAAGCUGCCGCGGUUGGUUCGAGUUGGGCCGAAUAAGUGGAGAAACGAAGGACAAGUGGAAAUUUUUUUCGACACCUUCGGAAGUAGCAGGGAGACGAAGUGAAGAACGUGAAGAAGCAGAAAAAAGGCGGAGAGCUAACACAAAACUGGAAAAGUGGUCAGAGAGGAAAAUCGAGAAAAAAUACCUCCAGAAUCCAGCUCAGCUUCUUCAGAAUGGCCCCGGGCCAUUACUUCUGGGCAAUAUUCUACUUUGCUUGCUUGUGUAGUGCGUCACUAGCAAACAACGCCAAAGUCAAUUUUCGCGAGAAGGAGAAGAAAAUCCUCGAUCAAAUCCUCGGAGCGGGUAAAUAUGACGCCCGAAUCCGUCCAUCGGGCAUCAACGGGACAGAUGAUACCACGCGGGUGUACGUCAACAUGUUCCUUAGAUCGAUCUCGAAAAUCGACGAUUACAAAAUGGAGUACAGCGUGCAGCUAACAUUCCGAGAGCAGUGGCUGGACGAGCGGCUGAAGUUCGACGACAUCGGAGGGCGCCUCAAAUACCUAACGCUGACCGAGGCAAACCGUGUUUGGAUGCCGGAUUUGUUCUUCUCGAACGAAAAAGAAGGCCACUUCCACAACAUCAUCAUGCCCAACGUGUACAUCCGUAUCUUCCCGUACGGUUCGGUGCUGUACAGUAUACGAAUCUCGCUGACCCUGGCCUGCCCGAUGAACCUGAAGCUGUACCCGCUCGAUCGGCAGGUCUGCUCGCUCCGGAUGGCUAGCUACGGUUGGACAACUGCCGACUUGGUAUUCCUUUGGAAAGAAGGCGAUCCUGUGCAGGUGGUGAAAAACUUACACCUACCACGCUUUACUUUGGAGAAAUUCUUGACUGAUUACUGUAACAGUAAAACCAAUACCGGUGAAUAUAGUUGUCUCAAGGUGGACCUACUCUUCAAGCGUGAGUUCUCUUACUACCUGAUCCAGAUUUACAUACCCUGCUGCAUGUUGGUCAUCGUAUCCUGGGUGUCCUUCUGGCUGGAUCAAGGAGCGGUACCGGCUCGUGUAUCGCUCGGUGUGACAACGCUACUCACAAUGGCAACUCAAACGUCCGGAAUCAACGCAUCGCUCCCACCGGUAUCCUACACCAAAGCCAUCGACGUGUGGACCGGAGUCUGCUUGACGUUCGUCUUCGGAGCACUGCUUGAGUUCGCCCUCGUAAAUUACGCGUCCCGUUCAGCGGAUAGAGCCGCGGAUAUGCACCGGGAGAACAUGAAGAAGAAGCGGCGCGAGCUGGAGCAAGCCAGCCUAGAUGCAGCCUCAGAUCUGCUGGAUACGGACAGCAAUGCCACCUUCGCGAUGAAUAAUGGAUUUGCCCACUUGCAGAAGCCUUUGGUACGUCAUCCUGGCGACCCGAUGGCGCUGGAGAAGCUACGGCAAUGUGAGGUUCACAUGCAGGCUCCCAAGCGGCCAAAUUGCUGCAGGAGUUGGUUGUCCAAAUUCCCCACCAGUGUGCUGUCGAAAGUAAAAAGUACCAACAACAAUGACAACAAUUUCAGUCUGCGUAAGAAGGUCCCAUGCUUCGGAAGGGGACAAUGCUCUCGCUCGAAGCGCAUCGACGUUAUCUCCCGGAUAACGUUCCCGCUGGUAUUCGCCUUAUUCAACCUGGUCUACUGGAGCACCUAUCUCUUCCGGGAAGAGGAGGAAGAUUAGAUCACCCAUCCCCAUGGCUGUGCUGCCGAUUGUCCAUUUCCGCAGCCCUACCAGCGCCACAUCUUACGGUUAUUACAAGUCAUUAUUAUGGAAGUUAGUGGUAACGUUAGAGCUAAGAUCAAUAGACAAGCGGGAUACCAUGGAAGUAAAUUGAAAGCCCAAAAAAUGCCAUUCGACGUAGUUUUUUUCAGGAAAAAGCAAGCAAAAUCAAACAACCAAAACCAGAAAUAGCAAACGAAGUUUUAACUACAAUCCAAUUAAUGUGGAGUCGCCGCAAACAAUACGGUUAUGAAAUUCACACUCACAGAAAAAUACUGCUCAACAGAAUACAUAUUUAUAUAGGCGAUCCUUCUCUAUAUAUGCACACUCCAUACAUUUUUAUAUAUGUAGUCGGAAGCACCCUAGCUUAAGCUGGGUAUGAGGAAAAAAAAGUGCACAAAUAGUCUCAAUGAAUUAUUUUGACGUUCACACGGAUGAAAGUGCAACUCAAAACGAACCCAUCAUAUCUCAUCGCGCAAGAAGUUUCCAGACUGAUACAUGGAUGGCACUGCUGUUAACAGAUCCAGAAUGUCAUGAAACCGUCUGCAGUUUAGUAUUAUACAAAAAUAAUGUGAGUCUGUCAACUGGAAAUUUAUGCAAUGAUGUGUUAUGACGAAGGAACUCUUCUUCGCCCUUGUGGAGAACAAAAUCUUUCAGUGUUAUACGAAAUCUUAUAAAUAGACGUGUUUUGAACGAACUUAGGGUUCGAAUGACCCGAUAUUUUGUGUUUGGGGCAGCCUUAAAUAAUUAUAUCGAAGCGAAUUGAACCUACAUGGAUGUUUAGGUAUCAAAAACAAGGAUACAACAAGACCAGAUACUCUUGAAUACCGAUUCGACAAAAAGCUGUUUUUUGUUCAUGCCGAGAAAAAAAUCCACAAAAUGCUGAGCAAUAAUGGAUCUAUCGUUUCUAAUCAUGGCUGGAUCUAUAUCAGCUACCAAACAUUGUCGAUACUUUGAAUUCACCCAUUCUCAUCAAACGAAACGUUAAUGGAACAGAAUUCAAUUUCAAAAAUAUACCGAAACGUCAGCAAUUAUCAACCCUGCGAAAAUUCACCGAAAAUUCAGAAGUCAUCUAUUUGUGUGAUCUCUGCAAAUGUGAAUUGCUGACAACAUUGGUGUCACAUUGUUAUUUUUUUCCUUUUACGCCAAUUUUCACGUUAUUCGAUUCCGUGACAUUGACGUACCGUUUAGUAAAGAUCUUUUUUUUUUCAUUGACAGUCGAAUUCCGCACUGUUUUUGAAAAUGAACACGUCCAAAAUUACGCAACGAUCCUCAGCAAACGUUUCACAUUUUAACACAGAAUCGCCAUACUGAAAAGCUGAAAAAGAGCAGAGAUAAUUUUUAAAAAACCAAGUGGCCCCACUGAUACGUAUCACAGAAACCAGUGCAAAAAAAAUCAUAAUACAUCCGUUUCUGGGAAAUUUUAUACCACAAAGCGAACUGAUAUCACAGAAGCACUAAUCACAAUCGGAACUCAGCAAAUCGCGGUCAAAAAAGGAACCGCACCAUUCUGAUAAAACAUAGAUAAAACAAGAAAAAUACAGAUGAAAUACAGGGUUAUCACAAAAGUUAAUUAUUACUAUGCAAAUACAUACCAAAACCGUAACAAAACCAAAAGAUGGUAGAAAAUGUGUAAAAAGUUUUUUCAGUAGUGUAAAUUAAAACUACAUUUGAUUCAAAUGAUUCGAUGACAAUUCGGAUUACGGUGUUUAGACUAAGCAAACCGAAGCGUACACUGAGGGAAAUAUUUUUAUGGAACAAACUAAAUAAAUAGAAUCUGUAAUCACACUGUUAAGUAGCAACUCAUGAAUCAACCUAUCCUAACUGUUUGUUGUGUUUCCAAGAGAAAUAAUGUAAAAACGUUUCGAUUCGAAAUAGGUUCGACUGAAUGGUGGGCGAGACAGUUUUCUGGGAGAAGUUAUUGCAAACAGGGACUGUGAGUAAUAUCACGAGUAAUAUCCUAAACUUCUUUUUCAGUUGUGAGCAUUAUUUGUGCCCUGAAUACACUGUACUAAGAUUUGUUAUGUCUGCACGUGAGAUUGGCCCGAUCAUACGAUACUAGCACAUCCGCCAUUUGAAACAAUGACAAUUGAAGAUGUACUAAAUAUGAUAAAAUUUAAACCCCAAUCAGAAUACAGAAAAAAAUCCGGUUACGUCCGGCAGCAGACAUCAAAGCGGAUUUUCCUUUCAACAAGAAGCAUGAAUUGGUUUUGAAAACCAGAUAACACAAAGCUAACCGUCUCAUUUGUUGUAGUAAAAAAAAAGCAGAAAAUAGCACUAGGAUAACUGGAUACAGUAAAGUGAACCAGACUAUUAUUAUUAUUAUUAUUAUUGACGUAAAUAUAGCAAGCAAACAAUCAGUGGUACGUAAAAAUCAGUUGUCUACUGUACAUUUUUAUUAUAUCGACUUAAUCUCGCCAGUGGCGCAUACACGGGGAAUAAAUUUUACUACACGUUACUACCAGAAGAAAACACUUGAUCGACUAUGGAUAACAAAUUGCAGUUGUAUUUUUUUACUAGCUGAGAUUUCUCCUUUAUCCUAUACUAAAAACAACUGUGCAUAAGUUACAUACAUUAGGUAAGAACUAUUGUUUAAAAGAAUGGGAGGAAAAAUAAAUUAUAUACAAAAUACACGUUUAAAUAAA
Messenger RNA from Toxorhynchites rutilus septentrionalis, 4657 nucleotides. It is a transcript of the gene GluClalpha, whose product is annotated as glutamate-gated chloride channel. Bases 498 to 1973 code for a protein of 491 amino acids. The record is from RefSeq and is a predicted model, not a curated record. Gene Ontology annotation, biological process: chemical synaptic transmission; nervous system process; chloride transmembrane transport. Gene Ontology annotation, molecular function: transmembrane signaling receptor activity; chloride channel activity; neurotransmitter receptor activity. Gene Ontology annotation, cellular component: membrane; neuron projection; synapse. The transcript is spliced from 14 exons. NCBI's taxonomy places the organism in Eukaryota, Metazoa, Arthropoda, Insecta, Diptera, Culicidae.